AUAAAAUGAACGCGUACACGGGCUACACGGCGAUAUACUACAAUUUUAAUCCAAAAAUUGUUUAAUACUAAUUUAAGCAUUGCAGGCUACAAAUGGAAGUAUAAUUAAACUGCGCACAAUAGUGUAAUUUGAAACAAAAUGUCUUUGUAUGACGAUGUUGACACUAUCAAAGCCAGAACCACUGAAAAAGUCGCUGGCUGGUCUUCAGGUAUAAAGUUAUUACAGUCACAGUUACAACUGAAAAAGGCUGCUGUAACACAACCAAAGCGCGACGCAUUACGGCGAUCUACACAGCUGACACCUGUAAUUGAUCUUAAAAGUAAGCAAAAAGAUGAAGAUGAGCCAAAUUCUGACAGCCCAAGUCUGCAAGUAAACACUCUGACAGCAACAUUGAAUGUACAGGAUUUUGACUGGAAUGUAGCUAACGAAUAUGAUCCCAUGUGGCCUAAUGAUUAUGAAAAAGUAGCCAAAGAAUUACAAGCCAAAAGAUUGCAGCUGGAUGGUGGUGACAGAGCCGAUAGAUCUGACAGAAAACGUAAAAGCCGAUUUGGAGAUGAGGAUGACAUAAUUCCUGAAAAGACACUUAUACCUAUGCAACCUGAAGAGGAAGAGGCCGAGGAGAUAUCAAAGCGCGCGGCGGGCGCCGCUAUAGCGCCGCCGCCGUCGCUCACGGCCGAGACGCCGUCGCCGCCCCCCGCCGCGCCGCAGCCCCCGCCCCAGCCCGGCUUCUCGCUCGGCGGCUACGGCGCCAGCUCCAUUGCGGCUAAGAUUAUGGCUAAAUAUGGCUUUAAGGAGGGGCAAGGGCUUGGCAAGAAGGAACAAGGAAUGUCCGUAGCCCUGCAAGUCGAGAAGACAUCCAAGAGAGGAGGUCGUAUCAUCCACGAAAAAGAUGGCGGCCCCGUUAUGCCGCCGCCGGCGUUCGCCGUGCCCGCGUUGCCCGGAUCAGAUUCUCCAGGCACUGCAUCUAACUCACCACAAAUGUCGAGACAGGAACCCUCCAUCACGGAGAUUAUGAAAUCGCCCAGCAAAGUUGUACUGCUCAGAAACAUGGUUGGGCCAGGCGACGUGGACGAAGAGCUGGAGCCGGAGGUGAAAGACGAGUGCAACACCAAAUACGGUGACGUCAUCAAAGUGCUCAUCUUCGAGCUGCCGAACGCGCCCGCCGACGAGGCCGUGCGGAUAUUCGUCGAGUUCAAACGAAUUGAAAGCGCUAUCAAGGCUGUUGUUGACCUGAAUGGCAGAUUCUUUGGCGGAAGACAAGUGAAAGCUGGUUUUUAUGACGUGGAAAAGUUCAACUCUUUACAGUUGACUGAGUAAUGUGACUCAUAGUUUUAUCUAUAUUAUUAUAUCAAAUGAUACAAAUA
This is a messenger RNA of Cydia fagiglandana, 1364 nucleotides long. It is a transcript of the gene Spf45, whose product is annotated as splicing factor 45. NCBI's taxonomy places the organism in Eukaryota, Metazoa, Arthropoda, Insecta, Lepidoptera, Tortricidae. Bases 139 to 1317 code for a protein of 392 amino acids. Gene Ontology annotation, molecular function: RNA binding. Gene Ontology annotation, biological process: alternative mRNA splicing, via spliceosome; mRNA cis splicing, via spliceosome. Gene Ontology annotation, cellular component: precatalytic spliceosome. The transcript is spliced from 7 exons. The record is from RefSeq and is a predicted model, not a curated record.